Amaranthus tricolor (Joseph's coat) is the source of this 1063-nucleotide messenger RNA. Its product is annotated as protein THYLAKOID ASSEMBLY 8, chloroplastic. The coding region runs from base 73 to 810 and encodes 245 amino acids. Lineage: Eukaryota; Viridiplantae; Streptophyta; Magnoliopsida; Caryophyllales; Amaranthaceae. The transcript has a single exon. Gene Ontology annotation, biological process: Group II intron splicing; chloroplast organization. Gene Ontology annotation, molecular function: protein binding; RNA binding. The record is from RefSeq and is a predicted model, not a curated record.
UUAAAUUUUUACUCAAAUAAAUCAUCAGAUAAUAAAAGUCGGAAAAUCCAAAAAGCUUCACAACCCUCAGCCAUGGCGGUCACUCUACAGUCUCAACUAAAACCUCUCAUUACGCACCUUUCUCUCUCCUCCCGCAACCCGAACCCGAAUCCACCACCAUUUUUCGUUUACUGUGGGCCAAGAGGAAACCGUGGGCCACUCGUAAAAGGCCGGGUUUUAAGCACCGAAGCAAUCCAAGCAGUCCAAGCCCUAAAACGGGCCCAAAGAUCAAACACCGCCACCAACAACGACUCCCAAUCCCUUAACAAAACUCUCUCACGUCUCAUAAAAUCCGACCUGCUUGCUACUCUACGGGAGCUUCUACGACAAGGCCACUGCGACCUCGCUUUAACAGUCUUCUCCACCGUCCGAUUAGAGCCCUGGUACAAGAUUGAUUUGUCUGUGUACGCUGAUUUGGUGUCUGCUUUGGAUAAGAAGGGAGGAAUGGGAGAAGAUAUUGACCGUUUGAUUAAGGAGCUUGAGUUGGAGAUUGACGGUGGUGAUGUGAUUGGUUGGAAUGAUAAGAAAGGGUUGAGUAGAUUGGUGAAGGUAUUGAUUGCAGCUGAGAGGAGAGAAUCAACGGUUAGGGUUUAUGGGGUUAUGAAGAAAUGUGGGUGGGGAUGUAGGGGAUUAGGAGUUGAAGUUGAUGAGUAUUUGGCUAAGGUUUUGAGUAAAGGGUUUAGAAAAUUUGGUGAGUUGGGUUUGGCCAAGCAAGUUGAUUUGGAUCUUGAUUUGUAUCUUAAAGCUUGUUUGGGCAAAGAUAUUGAUUAGAUUGUCUGUCGAUGAAACGACCACAAUUAAGACGUUUAUAUUCUCAUAAUAUGUAUGAGAUAUGCUAUUUAUCCAUGUAUGAAGCGCGUAUUAUUUCAUACAAUAAUUUGUGAUAGACUUUAUAGGAAGUGUUUUCUAAUGGAAAAAUUGAUGUGAAAAAGUUAAUUAGAUUAUACUUGUAAUUUGAUUAUCUUUAUGUAAUGUUAAUAAUAGUUGUUAUUUAUUAAUGGAAAAUAAACUCAAAAUUUUGGUA